GGAGGAGCAGGCGACUCCGGCCGAAAUAUCGUGAGAGCUGAAGCUCUCACGAUAUUUCCGAAGCCGAAACUCCACGAGGAUUCGAUCGCUUAAACCCGGGCCGGCUGGGAGGGCGGAGACGGUGCGGGAGGGAGAAACCCCUUGGCCAGCUGUUCUGAAGCCUGCGAGGGAGGGUGGUAUCUACUCCCCAAAUCCAGUUUCCCGAUGCCCAGCGUCAACGCCAGCCGCAAGGGUCAGGAGAAGCCGCGGGAGAUCGUGGACGCGGCGGAAGAUUAUGCUAAAGAGAGAUAUGGGAUAUCUUCUAUCAUACAAUCACAAGAAAAACCAGAUCGAAUUUUGGUUCGAGUUAGAGACUUGACAGUACAAAAUGCUGAUAAUGUUGUUUGGGUCCGUGCAAGAGUUCAUACAAGCAGAGCAAAAGGGAAGCAGUGCUUCCUAGUCCUGCGACAGCAGCAGUUUAAUGUCCAGGCUCUUGUGGCAGUGGGAGACCACGCAAGCAAGCAGAUGGUUAAAUUUGCUGCCAACAUCAACAAAGAAAGCAUCGUUGAUGUAGAAGGCAUUGUGAGAAAAGUAAAUCAGAAAAUUGGAAGUUGUACACAGCAAGAUGUUGAAUUACAUGUUCAAAAGAUUUAUGUGAUCAGUUUGGCUGAACCUCGCCUGCCCCUGCAGCUGGAUGAUGCCAUUCGGCCUGAGGUAGAAGAGGAAGGAAGAGCUACUGUUAACCAAGAUACAAGAUUAGACAACAGAGUCAUUGAUCUUAGGACAUCAACCAGUCAGGCCAUCUUCCUUCUCCAGUCUGGUAUCUGCCAUCUCUUCCGAGAAACUUUAAUUAACAAAGGCUUUGUGGAAAUUCAAACUCCUAAAAUUAUUUCAGCUGCCAGUGAAGGAGGAGCCAAUGUUUUUACUGUGUCAUAUUUCAAAAAUAAUGCCUACCUAGCUCAGUCCCCACAGCUGUAUAAGCAGAUGUGCAUCUGUGCUGAUUUUGAGAAGGUUUUCUGUAUUGGACCAGUUUUCAGAGCUGAAGACUCCAAUACCCACAGACAUCUGACUGAAUUCGUUGGUUUGGAUAUUGAAAUGGCUUUUAAUUAUCACUAUCAUGAAGUUGUAGAAGAAAUUGCCAACACCUUGGUGCAAAUAUUCAAAGGGCUUCAAGAAAGGUACCAGACUGAAAUUCAAACUGUGAAUAAACAGUUCCCAUGUGAGCCAUUCAAGUUUUUGGAGCCAACUUUAAGACUAGAGUAUUGUGAAGCUUUGGCUAUGCUUAGAGAAGCAGGAGUUGAAAUGGGCGAUGAGGAAGAUCUAAGUACUCCAAAUGAAAAAUUGUUGGGUCGGUUGGUGAAGGAAAAGUAUGAUACGGAUUUUUAUGUUCUUGAUAAAUACCCACUGGCUGUAAGACCUUUCUAUACCAUGCCUGACCCAAGAAAUCCUAAACAGUCCAACUCGUAUGAUAUGUUCAUGAGAGGAGAAGAAAUAUUGUCUGGAGCUCAAAGAAUACAUGAUCCUCAGCUGCUAACAGAGAGAGCCUUACAUCAUGGAAUUGAUUUGGAAAAAAUCAAAGCUUACAUUGAUUCCUUCCGCUUUGGAGCCCCUCCUCAUGCUGGUGGAGGCAUUGGGUUGGAACGGGUAACGAUGCUGUUUUUGGGACUGCAUAACGUGCGCCAGACCUCAAUGUUCCCUCGUGAUCCCAAGCGACUCACACCUUAAAGCCACACUUUUUAGUCUCUCCAGUAACCUGCUAUUGAUCAGGCUGUACCUGAGGUACUUAAAAUAUGCAAUAGAAGUGCCCCAGUUAUUUUUUAAUUAAUCCAGUAUAAGUUAAGAAAAAACAUUUUAUAACUUAGAUGUGCUUUGGUAGAAAGUGCUUGAACGUUUUAAUGAGAAUUUCCUAUGAUAAAAUUCAUGUUACAAUUCAUAUUUCAUUACUAUGGUAAAUAUUAACAAGAAUUUUAAACAGUUAAGAUUGUGUAAAUUUUUCUUUUUUAUAUUAUGAUGGUUACAGUAUUAACAUCUAAAUUUUCAAUAUUUGAACUUUUUACUCUUGACGUUGAGAUAAGAACAAAUGGAGAAAUACCCAGGAUUUUAACAUGUAUGAAAUUGAUAUGCCACGGGAAAUUAAAGUGUCGGUUCUUAGAGAAAUCACUUGAAAUAUGUGAGAACACUGGUUAGAAACAGAAAUGCUGUGUGAAACUUAAAUUCUGAAGCUGAAUUUCAAUAAAAACUUAAAGCUAAUUAUA
Nannospalax galili (Upper Galilee mountains blind mole rat) is the source of this 2234-nucleotide messenger RNA. RefSeq names its product aspartyl-tRNA synthetase (gene Dars1). Gene Ontology annotation, biological process: aspartyl-tRNA aminoacylation. Gene Ontology annotation, molecular function: ATP binding; aspartate-tRNA ligase activity; RNA binding. The transcript is spliced from 16 exons. The coding region runs from base 205 to 1704 and encodes 499 amino acids. Lineage: Eukaryota; Metazoa; Chordata; Mammalia; Rodentia; Spalacidae. The record is from RefSeq and is a predicted model, not a curated record. Gene Ontology annotation, cellular component: cytoplasm; aminoacyl-tRNA synthetase multienzyme complex; cytosol.